AUGUCAAAGAAAUCUGGAUGUGCUCAAGAAGCUCCAGAUCGUGCCACGAUGGCGGCAAUCAAGCGCAAGUCAACAACCCCUACAACCCGCGAAGUGCAUAAGAAGUUCAGGAAAGAAAAUGAGGCAGUUCCACGGGUGAAGCAAGAAGAAAGUAGCACUGACUCUUCCUCGAGGAGUAACAAUGUCUGGGGCGGUGCAUCAGACGAGGGCCCUCUGGAUGAUUCUAAGAUUGCAGAGACAGCAUGGGAUUCUGAUCCACUAGUUGAAUCCGAUACAGCGUCAUCCAGUGGUGCAGGUGACGGUGCAAGCUGGCCGUCAGACGAUGAAGAGGACAGUGAAGGUCAAUUCGAAGGCCUGCCAGAUCGUGACAACGAUCCGAACGGUGGAGUCGCUUUAGUCGCGGAGGAACGUGAAGUGACCAAUGAAUCAAAGCCAAAAGUGCAGAAUGGGGCUUCAAGCUCGUCUCGGGAAUCUCACGCGAAGCAAAGAGAGACAGCCAAAGAACGGAAAGCUGCAAAACCUAACGCGGAUUCGAUAGCUAGGACGAAGAAGCUAUGGGAGAAACUGCGCAGGAAGUCCCACGUCCCUCAAGAGGAGCGCAAAGCUUUAGUCGCUGAGCUUUUUGACAUUAUAACCGGCCACAUCCACGAUUUUGUGUUCAAGCAUGACUCGGUCAGAGUCGUCCAGACUGCGGUGAAGUAUGGAAGGCCUGAGCAGAAGAGGAUGAUCGCACGUGAGCUCAAAGGUGACUUUAAGAGUUUGACCGAGAGCAAGUACGCCAAGUUCUUAGUAGGAAAAUUACUCUCAUAUGGUGAUGAGCAGAUCAGAGACAUGGUCAUUCCCGAAUUCUACGGGCACGUAAGGCAAAUGAUAAAGCAUCCUGAAGCAGCUUGGAUUCUCGACGAUGUUUAUCGGGCAGCGGCCACACCUGACCAGAAAGCCGCCCUUCUUAGAGAGUGGUACGGGCCCGAGUUCUCCUUGUUCAGAAAAACUGGGGACAAGAGCAUUACGGCAGACUUGAAAGCAAUCCUUGAAGGCAGCCCAGAGAAAAGAAAACCAAUCAUGCGAUAUCUCCAUGAGCUCAUUAAUCUACUCCUUCAGAAAAAGACUGCUGGCUUCACCAUUCUACAUGAUGCUAUGCUGCAAUACUAUGUUAACCUUCAGCAAGGGAGCGAGGAUUCUAAUGAGUUCAUCGAAUUAUUGAAAGGGGACGAGGAAGGCGAUCUGCUAAAGAAUCUUGCUUUUACAAAGCCGGGCGCUGAUCUAGUUUGUCUUGCGCUGGCAUACACGAAUGCCAAAGAUCGUAAACUCAUCCUCAGGAGCUACCGAAAAACCAUCCAAAUGAUGGCAUAUGAUAAUUACGCACACAAGGUCCUACUCACAGCAUUUGAUGUUAUCGAUGACACAGUUCUCACGUCUAAAGUCAUUCUGCCGGAACUGUUAGGCGCCGACGAAAAGAUCGAAUUACAUGCGGAUACUGUAUUUGACGCGAUGAAGCACGGCAAUGCUCGUAUUCCGUUAUUAUAUGUCUUCGCAGGCCGAUCUAGAAAUCUCAUCCCUCCCACUAGUCAUACCUCCACUCUCGACGUAGUUGAUAAAAUACAGGAUAUUCGGAAAACGACUUCCAGAAAAGAUCCAGAGGCCCGACGGUCUGAGCUUGUGAAGUUCUUCUCGCCUCCUUUGCUGCGUUUGAUCGCCGAUCAGGCUCCAGAAGCAGUGACCAGUACGUAUGGCUGCCAAUUUAUCUCAGAAAUAUUGCUCGCAAAUCCGCAGUGCAAUCCUACCGACCGAGAGAGGGCGCUCGGGGCUUUGGUUAAUCUCACGAAUUCCGCCGAAACACGCGAAUUGCUCAAACAGCCGUCCGCUCGACGAAUGCUUCGAAACCUGGUUCAAGGAGGCCAUUACAAUCCGCAAAGUUGCACAGUGGAUUAUCUAGACCCGCCACUAGGGUUUGAUGAACAGCUCUACCAGGCGAUACGUAAUGAGAUUACAGAGUGGGCUGUGAGCGAAAACUCCUUUGUUGUAGUCGCAAUGCUUGAGUCAGCGAGUUUCAAGCACAGAAAAGAAUUGAAGGAAUUGCUAAGCGCAGACAAGGAGAGAAUUGAAGAUGCAGCGAGAGCGCAAGUGGUCUCCAAGACAAACGGGAAGGUUCAGAGUACAAAAAAGAAGAAACCUGGGGAGAAAGGUAAUGGUGGUGCCAAAAUCCUACUGCAGUUGCUCAAUGAGUGA
Messenger RNA from Bacidia gigantensis, 2229 nucleotides. RefSeq lists its product as uncharacterized. Lineage: Eukaryota; Fungi; Ascomycota; Lecanoromycetes; Lecanorales; Ramalinaceae. The record is from RefSeq and is a predicted model, not a curated record. The transcript is spliced from 2 exons. Gene Ontology annotation, biological process: regulation of translation. The coding region runs from base 1 to 2229 and encodes 742 amino acids. Gene Ontology annotation, molecular function: mRNA binding. Gene Ontology annotation, cellular component: nucleolus.